AUGUCAGGUUUGAUGACGAAUACAGGAUUUAUAUUCACCAUAGGCCAUGGGCUAUUUGAAUUCUGCCGUGCCCUCCAACUAACUUGGAAUGUCAGACUUUUGGGUCUGCUGCUCGAUUUUGGCGCUGAUAUCAACCAGCUUACAGACGAAGGUUACAGUUCCCUUGGCCUAUCAUUACUUUAUUAUUACUAUCAUUAUGAGCAACAAUACUAUCAUUUUAUCCAUUACCUCCACAAGCAUUGCCAUGAAAAAAUCUUGAUCUGCGAUUCGAAAGCCUCUACAGUUGAGAAGGCAGCUAUCAAUGGCCAUCAAUCAACAGCUCCAUCGAAGCUCGCUAUUAGGGCUGGUGGAUUUGCUGGGGUAGCUGCCUUUGAGGCGGACACACGGCCAUUCGUGGAUAUCUGCAACAAGGGGGGUGACUUAAGUAGGGGAACUAGCAACGAUGUCACAUGGUCGUGUCGGCAACACUCUGAAUCAUCAGAUUUUCGGAGCUCAGGUAAAGCCUUAUUUCUUAAGACAAAAUAA
Molecule: messenger RNA, 525 nt
Organism: Protopolystoma xenopodis
Lineage: Eukaryota; Metazoa; Platyhelminthes; Monogenea; Polystomatidea; Polystomatidae
Source: the annotation of a GenBank genome assembly